AUGACCGACUCGUACGCCUCUUCUCGCAAUGGCGACGCCUCAUACAACGGCGUGCCAAAUGGUUCAAGCCCAUCAUUAGCACAGACCGCUCAAUCCUCUCCAAUGACUUCUGUCAUUCGCAAAAAGCUCAUGGGCUUCGUUGGUUUUUCGAAUUUGCCCAACCAGGUCCACAGGAAAAGCGUAAGGAAGGGCUUCCAGUUUACUGCGAUGGUCGUUGGCGAGUCGGGCUUGGGCAAGUCGACGCUCAUUAAUACGCUCUUUAAUACGACUCUCUACCCACCAAAGGAGCCUUUGCCUCCCGCUGCCGACCGACCGAAGACGGUUGCCAUUGAGAGUAUUGGUGCUGAUAUCGAGGAAAACGGGGUUCGGCUGCACCUCACCGUUGUUGAUACGCCGGGCUUCGGUGACUUCGUCAACAACGACGACAGCUGGAAGCCCAUCGUCGAAAACAUCGAGUCUCGCUUCGACUCAUAUCUUGAGCAGGAGAAUCGCGUGAAUCGUUCGAAGAUUGUCGACAACCGUGUUCACGCAUGCCUCUACUUCAUCCAGCCCACAGGUCACUCGCUCAAGCAAAUCGACAUCGAGUUCAUGAGACGGCUACACACUCGUGUCAAUUUGAUUCCUGUUAUAGCCAAGGCUGACACCAUGACUGACGAAGAAAUCAUCGAAUUCAAGCAACGGAUUCUCGCCGACAUACAAUAUCAUAACAUCCAUAUCUUCCAAGCUCCCACGUACGAAAACGAGGACGAGGAAACUCUUGCUGAGGCCGCUGAGAUUGCAAGCAAGAUUCCAUUCGCUGUCGUUGGCUCCAAUCAAGUCGUCGAGACACCGGACGGUCGUCAGGUUCGGGGUCGUGUAUACCCAUGGGGUGUUGUCGAGGUCGACAACGAGGAGCACUGCGAUUUUGUCAAGCUGAGGCAGAUGCUUGUCCGCACCUACAUGGAGGAGCUACGCGAAUACACCAACGAUGUCCUCUACGAGAACUGGCGAACAGAGAAACUGGUCAGCAUGGGCGUCAUCCAGGACCCGGCUGUCUUCAAGGAGACUAACCCUGCUGCAAGAAUGCAAGAGGAGCGGGUGCUGCACGAGGCCAAGCUCGCUAAGAUGGAGGCUGAAAUGAAGAUGGUCUUCCAACAGAAGGUGCAAGAGAAGGAAGCCAAACUCAAGCAGUCUGAGGAGGAGCUGUAUGCCCGUCACAAGGAGAUGAAGGAGACUCUCGAGAAGCAGCGCAACGAACUCGAGGAAAAGAAGCGACGAAUCGAGCAAGGUCGACCUCUCACACCAGACGGCAAGUCCGGUACCGGCCGCAAGAAAGGAUUCCUUCAACGCACGUAA
Pleurotus ostreatus (oyster mushroom) is the source of this 1335-nucleotide messenger RNA. It is a transcript of the gene CDC3, whose product is annotated as Cell division control protein 3. Gene Ontology annotation, biological process: cytoskeleton-dependent cytokinesis. Gene Ontology annotation, cellular component: microtubule cytoskeleton; cell division site; septin ring. The transcript is spliced from 8 exons. Lineage: Eukaryota; Fungi; Basidiomycota; Agaricomycetes; Agaricales; Pleurotaceae. Gene Ontology annotation, molecular function: molecular adaptor activity; GTPase activity; GTP binding. Bases 1 to 1335 code for a protein of 444 amino acids. The record is from RefSeq and is a predicted model, not a curated record.